AGGCAAGACGCCGAAGGAUGUGAGCGGGGAUGCGGGUGUUUUGCAGCGGUGGGAUCGUCGAUACAGCUCCAGCGCGGGGUGUGAAUUCAGCACCGAGGGAGAGGGAACAGCUCCCGACGCCGCAGCGCGCGGCGCGACCGGACGAGAAAAAGGCACGGAUUUGUUGGUUUUUUUCCAGCCAAGGUCAGUCUUAAAACGAACUGAAAACUGCUAAAAAAAAAAGAAAAAGAAAAAGGAAGAACGACAGAUGUGCUGGACUCGACUGUCGCUCGCUGUUUUUUUUCAUCGUAAAUACGCGGAGGCUCCGAGGAUUCGGUUUAUGUGAAAGAGACGUUUAUGUGGCCGUUUUCGAACUGGAAGUCUGGAAACAAGUGCAGGUUAGACGCAGCAUGGAUCGGUUAUAAAAGCAUGUCUUAUCUUCCCCCUAAAUGCUUAUAUCUCGCCCAUUCUUUUUUUCUUCUUCUUCUUGAUGUAGACUGAAUUCACAGCUCGUAUGACUUGAAACCAGGAAUGAAUUGUCCACGUUGAAAAAUGCUGCUUUGGAUUGUUCUGCUGAAUGCGGCUCUUUGUGUUGCCAGUAGAAAUGUUACAAGGGACAUUUGUAAGGAGCAGAUAUGCUCCUGCAACGAUGUGGAGGGAGAUCUGCACAUAGACUGCGAAAAAAAGAGCUUCACCACUCUGCAGCAUCUGACUGGCCCGAGCUCGCAGUUUUAUCACUUGCUUCUGCACGGGAAUUCUCUAUCCAGGCUUUUCCCAAACGAGUUCGCCAACUUUUACAAUGCCGUGAGCCUGCAUUUGGAAAACAAUGGCUUGCACGACAUUGUUCCCGGUGCCUUCCUGGGACUGCAGCUGGUGAAGAGGCUGCACAUCAAUAACAAUAAGAUCCGAUCGUUCAGGAAGAGUACGUUUCUUGGGUUAGACGACUUGGAAUAUCUCCAAGCUGAUUUUAAUCUAUUGAGGGAUAUCGACCCCGCCGUUUUCAGGGACUUAAAUAAACUUGAAGUGUUGAUACUCAACGACAACCUCAUCAGUGCGCUACCUAUAAACGUGUUUCAACAUGUGCCCAUUACGCAUCUCGACCUGCGGGGGAACCGAAUCAAAACGGUGCCUUAUGAGGGGGUCCUCGAACAAAUACCGGGCAUUGCGGAGGUUUUGUUGGAGGACAACCCAUGGGACUGUAACUGCGACCUGGUUUCUCUGAAGGAAUGGCUGGAGAACAUACCGCAUAACGCGCUUAUCGGCAGGGUGGUAUGCGAGGCUCCCACCAGGCUGCAAGGGAGCGACCUGAACGAGACGUCGGAGGUGGACAUGUGCCCCUCGCAGAGCGGCAGCGUGGACACCAGCCUGGUCGCCCCUCCCACCCAGGAGGAGACCUCCGAGGCCGCGGCCCGCGACCCGCGCCCGACGCCCCACAAGCCCAGCAGAGACACCAGCGGGCCUCCGACGCCCGGCAGCCACGGGCCCAAGAGCCGCUCCAAAUCUCGUGAGAACUGGCAGCUGAAGACGAGGCCCACUCCGUUGCUGACAGGUGUGAACGGGGACGGGGAGCUACUGCACAACGUGACGUGCCCCCUGCCGUGCAACUGCAAGCUGGUCGGCUCCAGACAGGGACUGGGGGUCAACUGCGAGGGAAAAAAGAUCGAGAACUUGUCCAACCUCAAACCCAAGCCCCUGGCUGCGCACGAAUUGAACAUGAGAGAAAACAACAUACACGCCGUGAAAAAGAACCAGCUGCUCGGCUACUCCAGCCUCAACCUGCUGGAUCUGGGUGGGAACAACAUCAAGAUGAUUGACAACAGCACCUUCCAAAAUCAGAGCGAGCUGAGGUGGCUGUAUAUGGAUAAGAACUAUCUGGAUACGCUGAUGGCAGAGAUGUUCGUGGGCCUCGUGAAUCUGGAAUACCUCAGUUUGGAAUACAACGACAUCCAGCUUAUAGUGGCGGGUGCAUUCAGCCCAAUGCCGAACCUGAGGGUUCUGUUCCUCAACAACAACUUGCUGAAAUCAUUACCCGUGGAUGCUUUCCUUGGGAUUUCUCUGUCCAAAAUUAGUCUGCAUAAUAAUUAUUUCCCCUAUCUCCCUGUGGUCGGAGUGCUGGACCAGCUCAGUUCAAUCAUACAGAUCGAUUUGCACGGGAACCCGUGGGAUUGCUCGUGCAACAUCGUGCCCUUCAAGCAGUGGACGGAGAAACUCGCGGCCGACGUGAUCGUGAGCGAUCUCAAGUGCGAGUCGCCCGAAGAGUUUUGGAAACGAGAUUUCCGCCACGUCCGGAACGACCUCAUGUGCCCCAAACUCUACGACAAGGUGUCCCCCACCCCGCUGUCCAAAAACAGCACUUUCACCCUGGACUCGGGGACGCGCUCGAACUCUUAUUUGGAGCCAAACAGGGUCUCCAUCUCGGUGCUCGUCCCCGGGCUGCUGCUGGUGUUUGUCACGUCCGCGUUCACUGUCGUGGGGAUGCUUGUGUUCAUCCUGCGGAACCGAAAGCGAUCGAAGCGGAGGGAGGGCAACUCGUCCGCCUCGGAGAUCAAUUCCUUACAGACAGUGUGCGAUUCGUCUUAUUGGCACAGCGGGUCGUAUCACGCAGACGGGGGCGCGCACCGUGGCUUCGACUGCACCACGCACCUGUCCACGACAAACGACGCGUAAAGGGGACCCGGCGGCGGUCUUGUACAAUACACCCGGACCAGACUGGAUUACAAACAGUCCCACAGACAGACGCACAUACAUGACUGAAAACGGCCAGAAACCACCCGCUUCUGUUCGUCCUAUAGGCGAACACAGACUUGUUUAUGUCUUGUUUUCUCCAGUUGAACCAAGUAAGUCAGUCUGCUUCUGCACAGGCCCAACUCUGUAAUAUAUGUAUAUGCCAAGUCCCCCGCCCCCCUGGUUUAAAACCCCUCCUUCCUUCCUCCCUCCUCCCAGUUCUGCUAUUUGCCGCAAUCGGACUACGGAUCUGUACGAGCCAGAAAAUAGGGAGAAAAAGGAGCGUGGGAGAGGGCGUGUGUGUGUGUGUGUGUGUGUGUGUGUGUGUGUGAGAGAGAGAGAGAGAGAGAGAGAGAGAGAGCGAAGACCCAGGGAAUGGUGCACGAACGCAUGAAUGUAAAUGUAAAUACUCGGACCGAUGUAUCAUAAUCUGCAUGAUGAUAUUUCGCAUGGUUUCAACACACACACGACGGCGAGGAACCAUAACCACCUUAACCAACAAAGAAACAAACUCGACUCUUUCAUGUUAUAUCAAUAUGACGACAAUAUAUAGAUAUUAAGAAUUAUAUAUGACUAUUACAAAGUGCCAUUUCUCUAUUUUUCGUGAACCUGCGGUUAGGAUUUGUAUUUGUUGUUUUAAACUUGUUUGGACAAAAGAAAGAAGAAAAAAAAAUCAAUUGGGGAUUCAUGAUGACUAUCAGAAAGAAGUGAUGGACAUGACGCUGUCGGUGCAUGUUAUUUUCUGUUUGUUAUCAUUUGAUUGUCGAUAAAUAUUGGAGUUAUUUAUACCGUACUAUGUGCAGAUUAAAUCCAUGUCUGCGCAGUCAUCAUCUCCUUUAUGAAUGUAAACUGUGUUAUUUUAUGGUGUGCCAAUUGUUGACUUUCAGAUAUUCAGACAUGCAGAUGAGCAUGACCAAUUAACGUCACUCUGAUGCUUCUGCUGCAAAGUUAAUGUAGCUAAAAUAACAGUUCUGUGGUUUUGUGUGUCAAUGAAUAUAGCCUGCUUUGGGUGAGAGGAUGACAAAAAGAACAAAAAGGUCAUUUAAACGGGGGGUUUCUACCAUCAUAUUUUUUCAACAACUGAGCAAAGAAUUGAGCUAUGUAGGUAUAAUUCGAUCUAUGUAAACAGCGCAGGUAGACUGAUUUAGAAUAGAAUGCUUUUUUUAAUGUCAGAAAAAGAAGUAUUCCUUAACAUGAAAAGCUUAUGGCUAUGAUUCACCUUCAUCCUAUUGUGAGCUUUUGUAAAGCCAUCUAAUCUUGUCCAAAUAAGAGAACUGAAACUCACUGUAUUUACUACAAAAUGUGCUUGAAACCGUCUGUUUUGGGACUGGGGGGGAGAGGGGGGUGGGAAGGGUCAUUGCUUUCUAUCAAACUGGGGCCAUGCUAGAACUCAGCAUGUGGCCUGGUCAAUAGAGACGCAGGAGUGGCUCUUCUUCACUGGGGGGAUGACAAAAAGAAAGGCACACACAACCUUUGCACACAAAAGCAGAAGGAAGUUAACAAGGCAAGAUGCCUUUUCAAUUCAGCAUUUUGAACUUGAGAUACCCCUCCUUCUCAGGGGGGUCGCAUGGUUUUAGUGGGCUUGUGAAAACAAUGCCAUGACUGAAUACCUGUUUUGCAGAGCUCAGCUGUCGGGUCUGCUGCUUAGCCUAUGCUGCUUAAACUAAGUCUGGAUUGGGAAGAGAACAACAAAAACACAACAACUAAAAACAAUUAACUAUUGGGGUCAAUUCAACAAAUUCUCAAUUAUCUAUAACUUCUCUGGCUAAAACAGAUGCAGGAAAUGUGCAAUUUUUUUCUUCUUCGCUUAUUUGUAUUUAUAAUGUACCGUUCCACUGCUGGUGGCAUCUUUUGACUUUGCCAAUUGAUUGUCUAAUUUAGACAAGAUUUCAAAAAAAUUUGGCAACAAUCCCCGAAAAUCCAUGGCCAUGAUGACCCUCCCCUUUCCUCCACCAGCGAGCGGGCCUGCAGUAUCUCCCCCAGUUUACAGACCGGCGCUGUCCAUGGUGCUGAAUCAUUCCCCGGCUUCCUUUUGUCUGCCUGCCCCCGCACGUGUGUGUUUGUGUGAGGACAAAUGAAAAGAAAGCAAGAGAGAGAGGGAGGGAGAGAGAGCAGCUGCGUGACAAUUUGCAUGCAUGUGUAUUCACCCUUACUUCUCCCGCUGCCCCCCCUUCCCAUUACCACCAUGUAACCAUGCGCAGCUUGACCUUGGGGACUAACAUCUCAGCAGAUCUUUGACAAAACACUCAUCGUCGUCAUCGCCAUCGUUGUCGUCCCCUCCCUGCGUUUCUGUCCAGUCGCCCUGCUCCCCCCUCAACUCCCCCGCUUCGCUGUCAAAUCACAACGCGUGUUGUUGGGGGGGCUUUUGGGGUAACUACGUGUCUCUUCUGUGGAGUAUUACUGUGCCACAGACCACUGAUGAUUUGUCAUAAUUUUCAAACGAUGUGUUUCAAAGUUACAUUUAUAUGCUUUGCGAUAUUUGACCUGCUUCUAUUUUGUUAAAUAAAGUGUGGUUGAGGUUGAGUAAAACAACAA
Messenger RNA from Gasterosteus aculeatus aculeatus (three-spined stickleback), 5238 nucleotides. RefSeq names its product SLIT and NTRK like family member 1 (gene slitrk1). The record is from RefSeq and is a predicted model, not a curated record. Lineage: Eukaryota; Metazoa; Chordata; Actinopteri; Perciformes; Gasterosteidae. Gene Ontology annotation, cellular component: glutamatergic synapse; GABA-ergic synapse; postsynaptic density membrane. Gene Ontology annotation, molecular function: protein binding. Gene Ontology annotation, biological process: positive regulation of synapse assembly; axonogenesis.